CGACGAGAGGAAGCGUGGACGAGAGAGAGUUGGCCGACGAUAUUCGUCGGUCCGCUCGUUAACCGCUCGUCGAAGGCAAAAGCCGGUUGAUAACGUUAUCUGUUUGCAAUAAUUGCAGUCUGUAUCACGGCCGGCCAUUGUCGUCGAACGAGUGACGGAGGCCUGCCGUCAAAGAAAGCUAGUGACCGCUAGUGUCAACAGGUGAUACGUGAUCACGAUCGCAAAGAGAAGAAGACAAAAGGAGGAACGGAGAAGCCGACUUAUCGAUCGGAAUCUGACGUCUGAACGAAAGGAAGAUAGAAAGAGUUGUAUACACACGGUUCGGUGUAUAGAAGUUCGAGAUCAAAGGGAUCAAUCGAAACGAGACAGCGUGUUCUGGCCAUUGGAAACGUUUGGUCAUGCGAUAAGGUCAGGCCUCGCGUGUACCACGAGACAAGAUAGAGCGAUAAAAUUUAAACGUAAAGAGAGUGGAAAGGAGCCCCGUCUGGCGCCUUGUUCCUCGCUAAAGUGACGCGUCGCCUUGGCCAAUAAAACAGACAGACGGUCUAAACUGAACGGAAUCGGCAGCUGCUCUCCCCGGUGUGCGCCUCUCUCGUUCGUUGGCCCCGUCGUUUUAAUUUCAGCCGGAGUCAGCCUCUAAGACCCUCUAACUAGUGGUCAACUUAUCGAGUUGAAAAAGUGUUUCUUUCACGGAGAGAAAGAGAGAGAGGAGGGGGGAAGGAGGGGAGGGGGGAGGGAGAUGCUCGUUCUAUUUCUUUUCCUCUCUUCGGAUACGUAUCGUUACCGGUCGAAACGCGAGGAUCGAUCCUUGGACGAUGUUGACUCGUAGGAACUGAUCGACGCGAGGAGAAGAAGAAACAGAGGAUUGGUCAAGAUGAUGAUGGCACCGCAGAUCGUGGGUGUCCUGUUGAAGAAACCGGGACAGCAGAGCCACCCACGCUUUCCACCGUUGGACCCACAAGAGACGAAAAUAAGAGGCGAGCUAUACGUGGAGGAUCUAGGCGAGAGGCGGAUCGUUUCCAUCAGAAUGGGAUGGCUUUGGGUCGAGGGUACUCCGAUGAGGCUUCCAUUGAGGGCGUUGAACCUACGCCAGGCGGCACCCAGCCUGUGUCAACCGCACGCACUGGCUCUUGGGUUCACGUUGAGCAACUCGCAGGAUCACACCCUCGCUACUUUUUGGGCAGAUUCGGAGCCCAUCUAUUGGUCGUGGGUGAGGGCGAUCGCUGCGGAGCUGGUGAGGCAAACGCCGUUCCGUGCCCAGAGGUGUUUGAACUUUCUCGAGAUCCUGACCAUUUGUCCAAGAGGGCCCGUCCCUCUGCCGGACAGCCCAACCGAGUCGAGGAGGCGGUCGAGGAGCGAGCUACGCUGCUGGCCGGGCGACUCCCCGACGGAGAAGAGUUCGAGGAGCACGGCAACCAUCCUGGAGGAGUCGAGGAGGAGAGCUAGAAGCGAGUUGCGGGGUUGGUCGAGCAGCAAUUCGAGCGACGAGGACCUGCUGGGCGAUUUUCGAAGCAUACCGGCGAUGAUCAGCAAGGAGCAGCCCAUGGGCAGGACGUGGGGUUGCAGCGAGAGCAGCGAGGGAAGCGACGACAGCCUUCCUUGGAGCGGCGUGUGCCGUUCCAGCAGCGUGGAUCCAGCCGUCUCUCUUCCCGAGCCCGAGACAAGGGAGCAGAGAAUUCAAAGGUACAAAGAGGCGAGAAGGCGGGAGAACGAGGCGAGGAGCAGAAGGGUCCUCGAGGAGGACGCGAGGAGGCGGAAAGCUCGAGCCGAGGAGAACAACAACGACAUCCUGAAGACGUACGGGUCGGGCAGAUCGAGGAAUAGGUUGUAUAAUUCGGGGAACGACAACGACAAUAAUCGCUGUUUCGCAUCCGCGAGGAAGGAGAGGGAGGAGGAGCAAUUUAGAUCGAGGAACGAGAAGAAUAUCGGCAGAUUGCCACCCGUGAAACCGAGCGUUGAGUCCCCGUUGGUCAGAUUCGAGGAGGAUGAUCGGAACGAGGACGACAAAAGGAACAACAACGCUCCUAGGAAUGGGAAUCCUACGAGUCCCGGGAUACUGAGGGCGGACACGAGCGAGAGGAGGAGUCGAGCAAGGGAGAGGAGAGGCGUGAGAGAGAAGAGCCAGUUGUUGCAAACGCAGCAAUUUGCCAACGCUCCAACGGUGGAAACGCUCCAGGAACGGAAGGAGCGGCUGGCCCAAUUAUCCUCCAGGAUCCCGGUGCCUCGACAACUGUUACACGUCUCGAAAUCGAUCGAGAAUUGGAACUCGAAUUCGGGGAGAACCUCGUCCACAUCUCUGUCCAUCCUCACCGAGCCACCCUGCGAGGAAGACGUGGCCAGACUUUUGGAACGGUGUCAAAGGGUGGACCAUUACGUGCCAGUGCGGGAGAAACUGACGUUGUUCGAGUCGUUGUCGAGGCUGGGCGGCCGACUGGCCAGAAGCACCGAGGACCUCGGUCGGACGUCCUCGAAGCCGAGCCCCAGGGGGAAGCAACGCGCCAGAUCUCUUCACGAUCUGAACAGAGGGGCAAGGGCCGUCCCCGUCAGAGAGAUGUGUCGAUUCUUCGAAGGGGACGUGGAGCAUCAGCAGGAGCAUACGAGUCAGAAAUCUUGCCUGGCGAAGACUAGGUUCAGCGAUCCUGUGACACCGACCAGGAUCGGAUCGUGGAAGGAUCCCGCGGCGAAUUCGAAGGGCAACGAGGCGCCUUGCGUCAGGUCGUCCACGAGAAGGAAACAUUAUUUGAAAUAAUCCUCGUCGAAUCCUGACCAAUCUUUUUCUUCUUCGGUGCCUUCGAGAUCUAGGCUCUACGAUGAUCGAUAAGUUCGAAAGCGGGUCUUUCCCAACAGCGUACUCCGACCGAUAAAAAGGAAAAAGAAAUAAAACGUGUCGGACUUGCUCUUCCUCGAUUUCUGAAAACACUUUUAACGAAAAACAAGACACCGAGAGUCGUUUUUAAAAAGAAUCUCGAUCGAUUUACGACUCCGCUCGUCGCGAUGGAUCGUCACACUCGCUGCUUGGAGCGGCUUUUUUUUUUUUUUUGCUCUCCGGGAUCGCGAACUGUGCUCGAGGUAUCGAAUCCUCGUGGCACGAUGCGCGCGCGAAGAACGAAGGACGACGAACAAGGAAGAGAUUCGAUGUUUUUACACCAAUUUGUUCGUUUUCUCGAUUUUUCCUUAUUUAUUUCGUAUUUUCGUUUCGUUCUUUUUUUUUUUUUUUGUUACGAGAUUCCUCGUCGAGUCCACGAGCAGCGUGAUUUCGAACGAACGUGAUUCGACGUCACGAAA
Messenger RNA from Apis florea (little honeybee), 3285 nucleotides. RefSeq lists its product as uncharacterized. The record is from RefSeq and is a predicted model, not a curated record. NCBI's taxonomy places the organism in Eukaryota, Metazoa, Arthropoda, Insecta, Hymenoptera, Apidae.